AUGGCUGGGGGUCAGCGCCUCCCAGGACUUUCCCCCUUAAUAGUCCCCCUCCUCCUCUUGGUGGUCGCCACAACUCGGGCAGACCGAGGGGCUGGGGUCGCCCCGGCAGCCCGCGGGCCACUUGCCCCUGCUCGCGGGCCGCCAAGGGUUGCCCGCGGGCCGCCAAGCGUUGCGGGUUGGAUACUCCGGCAGCGGCUCCCGCUCCAGCCCCGCUAUCCCGCCUACAUGAUGCGCUUAUACAGAGCGGCGACCGGAGGCGGAGAUGUCCCGAGACAGCACCGGACAGCGGUCAGAGGGGCGGACAAGAUCCUGAGUCUGGAGGCGGCGAGUUGGGCCUACAGAGGAGACAGGUGGGUGAUCCACUUUGAUCUCUCCUCCAUUUCCGGGCAGGACAGCGUACAGUUUGCUGAGCUUCGGCUGCACUUGUCCCAAAUCCCCGUCGGCACCAACGCAACCAUCACCAUCUAUCACAGCCGCGGGAGAGAGUGCGCGGGGAACCAGAGCUGCCAGGAUCGCUUCCUCCUGGGCUCCUUCACCGCUGACCCUUCCACCACCGAGUCCUCCUGGAAGGUCUUCAACGUGACUGGUCUCCUGGACGUGUGGACUGGCCUCGAGCCAAUCGAGAACGCUCAGGUCUCGCGUCCCCAUCGACACAUCGAAGCCCGAGACCACGAGGCGGGUGAGGAGCAUCUCAAGGUCAUCAGAGAAAAACUGGCUUCGGUCAAAGCCAAGAGAUCGGGCACCAACCCCACCACGCGCCCGUUUCUCCGAGCAAUGGCCGUGGACCAGGUGAUGAUGGUGGUGUUCUGCAAGAGGAACAGCUCGGAGGGGCUGGGCGCCCCCACGCUGCUGCGGACGGUGGAGAGCUCCAAGUUCAGGACCUCGGGCAAGGGGAACGAGGACGCCAGCGGCAAGCGGCACAAGCGCAACAAGAAGGAGCGCUUGGCCGAGGGCAACAGCACCUCAUCGCAGGCCGCGGGUCAGUCCCUGUGCCGGAGGAUGGACAUGGAGGUGAACUUUGACCACAUCGGCUGGGGGGAGUGGAUUAUCUACCCCAAAACCUUCAACGCCUACCGAUGUGGCGGCCUGUGCCCCUCUCCCGUGGAUGAGGUCUUCAUGCCCACCAACCAUGCCUACAUGCAGAGUUUGCUGCAGUCCUUCCACCCGGAGCGGGUACCUUGCACGGCCUGUGUGCCGGUCAGGCUCAGCUCCCUCUCGAUGCUUUACUACCGGGACUCGGAGGUGGUGUUGAGCCACCACAAAGACAUGAUCGUGGAGGAGUGUGGCUGUCGCUGA
Molecule: messenger RNA, 1296 nt
Organism: Callorhinchus milii (elephant shark)
Lineage: Eukaryota; Metazoa; Chordata; Chondrichthyes; Chimaeriformes; Callorhinchidae
Product: nodal homolog
Exons: 3
Coding region: 1-1296 (431 amino acids)
Biological process (GO): SMAD protein signal transduction; BMP signaling pathway
Cellular component (GO): extracellular region
Molecular function (GO): growth factor activity; type I activin receptor binding; cytokine activity
Source: RefSeq, a predicted model, not a curated record